AUGGCAUCCGGCCCUUCAAUUGCCACGGUGUACGUUCGCAAUCUCGAGGAACGAGUCAAGAUUGAUGUCUUGAAGGAAUCGCUCCUCCAGAUUUUCUCCGAGUACGGAAAUGUACUCGAGAUCAUUGCCAAAACCAACCUGAAGUCAAAGGGCCAGGCUUUCAUCGUGUUCGACGAUGCGGAUUCAGCACAGAAUGCCAUUGACGAAGUCCAGGGCUUCCAGCUGUUCGACAAGCCAAUGCAAGUUGCGUUGGCUAAGACUAGGAGCGAUGCGACAGUGAAAACGCAAGGUAGCGAGGAAGAUUUUGAAGCGCAUAGACGUCGCAGGCUGGCAGAGAAAGAUAAAAAACGAGCCCUCGAGGCUGCCGAAGAACAGAAGCGCAUGCAGCGCUCUGGUGCUGGCGCCGCAACUGACGCCGCAGGUCGACCAGCUAAGGCGGCGAGGGGUGCAGGCCUCAAGUCGAGCAACCCAGCUGCGUCUUCCGUAGUGCCCGACGAGUAUUUGCCACCAAACAAGAUCUUGUUCAUCCAGAAUCUCCCGGAGGACUUCGAUAUCGAAGCAUUGACAGACAUUUUUGGUCGUUUUGACGGCUUCCGAGAAGUGAGACUGGUCCCUGGGAGACGGGGCAUUGCGUUUGUCGAAUAUGAUGGCGAGCAAGGGGCUAUCACAGCCAAGGAAAACACUGCCGGCAUGGUGCUUGGGGAAUCGAGCACCAUCAAGGUAACCUACCAGCGACAGUAG
Verticillium dahliae VdLs.17 is the source of this 741-nucleotide messenger RNA. Its product is annotated as U1 small nuclear ribonucleoprotein A. Gene Ontology annotation, biological process: mRNA splicing, via spliceosome. Bases 1 to 741 code for a protein of 246 amino acids. The record is from RefSeq and is a predicted model, not a curated record. NCBI's taxonomy places the organism in Eukaryota, Fungi, Ascomycota, Sordariomycetes, Glomerellales, Plectosphaerellaceae. Gene Ontology annotation, cellular component: U1 snRNP. The transcript is spliced from 3 exons. Gene Ontology annotation, molecular function: U1 snRNA binding.